AGGGAACUCAAUGGUCUUCGGAAGUAAGUAGUUGAAAUUGAGAUUACAGCAUUACGUGGUUAUGUAGACAGAGCUGAUGCAUAUAAGCCUAGGGCAUAGCUCAUAGCUAGUAGAUUACAUAGCACUAUAUGGCGUGUGGGAAUGUCCCCUGGAUACGGCAGGUACAAUGUACAGCACCGUGAGACGACGCCUAACGUCUGUGUGCAUUAAUCCUCGCAAUCGAUCGCAGCACUGGGUCUGUCCAUAGCAAGGAGAGAAGAGGACUUAUUUCCAGGCAUCGUGAUGUCGUCGCUGAAAUGCAGCGGAGUGCGUUGCCACCAUGCCGGCUUGUGCGGCUGUUCAGGCGGUGUCAGACGGUGUUGUCUCCCGAUGGUAGCGUUUCUUGUCAUCGGUUGGACGGUCCGGCCGACUUCUACCUUCUUGGUGGCUGAUCACAUGGUGGACGUUCCAAUCGGCGCAGUGUUUGAAUCAAACGGGAGCACGUUAGACGAGGAGGCGUUCCUGUACGCCGUGGCACAGAUCAACCAGGGCCGGACUGUCCUUCCUAAAGCACGGCUGGUCCCGCACGUGGAGCGGCUUCAGUCGCCUGACCCCUUCCUGGCCAUCCAAACAGGAUGCUCCCUGCUUGGUAAAGGCGUGUCCGCCAUGUUGAGUUGCACGUCCUGCCCAGCCAACUACGCGCUACAGACGGUGGGGAACUCCCUGCACAUCCCGCACAUCUUCGUGUCGCGUGAUGACAACUGUCGAGUCAUGUACAGCAAGGGCUACACACUGAGCAUGCGCCCUUCACAAGAGGAGGUCGAUCGGCACCUUGUUGACGUCAUCACUCAGAUGAAGUGGAAGAGCAUGAUGGUCUUUUUCGACGACUAUUAUGACUACUCUCACGUGCAAAGUCUGUUGUCAUUGACCCGCAAGACGUUCCUGGAGGUCAUUCUCCUUCGUGUGGAAAAAAUUACGGGCGGAAGUGACGUCACAGAGUGGGAGACGAGCGAGAAGGAGUCAACUUUUGUAGAGUACGGAGAAAAACUGCGACGUGCAGUUGUUUUGUGUUCUGUGAAAAACUCUGUCCGGCUGGUGAAACAGGCGUCAGGGGCGGGGAUAUUUACUGCAGAACACAACUGGAUCAUUGCAAACAAGGAAGUAACCUUGGAGAAGUUGCGACCCGUUCACGCGUCGUCUGGUGUCUUCACAGUAAUGCGCCGUCCCUUGUCUUAUAACGAGUACACGAACCGCUUUCUCAGGCACUGGGCAACACUGGACAUUGAUGACAAAGACGUUAGGACACUUCAGGACGCAAGAUUAUCUGCAGCAUACAUGUAUGACGCCGUACAUCUUCUAGCCAGCGCGUUUUCUUCCCUUCUGAACACGAGGGGCUGGAUAGGACCCAAUCGACUCACGUGUAAAACGGAUGCAUUGACACCUUGGAAUGGCGGCCUGAUGUUCAUGGACACACUUAGACAGGUGCAGUUCCCAGGAGUCAUGGGGAGGUCAAAGUUCGGCGGCAGCGGCUACAACGCCGACGCGCAUGUGCAGAUCCUGCGACUUGACAGAAGACAAAACAAGACAAAGAUGAAACAGAUCGGCGUGUGGGACCCCUUGGUCGGACUAAAACUGAAACAAGAAACGCAGCAGCGUCACAACACCAACAACAACCGGACAUUCAGGGUCGUUACGUUAACGGAAGAGCCCUUCGUCUUUAGAACAGACGGAUUGGACGGGCCCGAAUUUUCCGGAUUCUGUGUGGACCUUUUGAAACAACUGUCAAUCAUGCUGGACUAUGACUACGAGCUUUACGAGGUGCAUGAUGGGAAAUACGGAAGCCGGCGAGUUGAUGGGACGUGGAACGGGAUGAUAGGUGACGUCAUGACUGGGAGAGCGGAUUUCGCAGUGGGUGCCAGUGUCGUAACUGCCACUCGGGAAGAAGUAGUGGACUUUACCUUGAGGUUCAUGGACUUUUCCUUGGGAAUUCUCAUGAGAGAAACUGAGGAUGACAACUACUUCUUCUUCCUGCAGCCUUUCCACCCAAAGGUGUGGCUGUGUGCGGCUGCAGCCCUGUGUGUCGUCUGCGGAGUGCUGCUGCUUCUCCAUCGCCAACAGCCGGACAAGAACAUGUUGUCGGCCCGCGCGACCAGGCAGAAGUCAAGCUACACGUGGUUUACUUACAGUUCACUUCUAAAGCAAGGUGGAUACUUUGACUUGCGUCACGUGUCCAGGAAGAUUUUGGCGGGAGUGUGGUGGCUCUUUACGUUCUUCCUUUUCUCGUCCUACACGGCAGAGAUGGCCGCCAUUUUGACGGUUACCCGGAUGGAGAACCCCAUCACCUCACUUGAAGACCUGUCGUCCCAAACAGAACUUCCGUCAGUACCACUUUGAUAACACUCUAGCGUGUAACUUCAUGUCUGGACAAAUAGGACAGAUACCACAGUUAGACCUGUCCAUAGAAAACAUGAAAAUACAGCUGAAAAAAAGCUUCAUAGAAGUACAAACCUAAAUUUCAACAUUAAUGAUUCU
Branchiostoma floridae (Florida lancelet) is the source of this 2511-nucleotide messenger RNA. RefSeq names its product glutamate receptor ionotropic, delta-2-like. The transcript has 14 exons. Bases 283 to 2373 code for a protein of 696 amino acids. The record is from RefSeq and is a predicted model, not a curated record. Gene Ontology annotation, cellular component: membrane. Gene Ontology annotation, molecular function: glutamate-gated receptor activity. Lineage: Eukaryota; Metazoa; Chordata; Leptocardii; Amphioxiformes; Branchiostomatidae.